Molecule: messenger RNA, 1324 nt
Organism: Trichogramma pretiosum
Lineage: Eukaryota; Metazoa; Arthropoda; Insecta; Hymenoptera; Trichogrammatidae
Gene: pasi1
Exons: 5
Coding region: 211-720 (169 amino acids)
Source: RefSeq, a predicted model, not a curated record
UAUGUAUACACCUGUUGGUUUUGGCGUCUGGUUGUGUGUUAUUAAACUUCAGCCGCGCUUGAUUCACUGGACGACGCCCAGUAUUUAUAACCUCGCAACUGCAAAACUAACAUUGACCUGGCGCGCCCAGUAAAAUAUAUUCACAUGCAUGGAAUUUUGCUGCGUUUAUUAAUUAAAAAGUAAUCAGUGCAUAAUUGUCAAUCCAUCAAUAUGAAAGUCGUCGAUUCGUGCUGGUCGCCAUGCAUAUGGACCAACAACAUAAACACAGCUUGUAAAGCUAUUGCUUUCUACACAGUGUCGGCCAGCAUUGUACUGAUUACAUUGAUUGCAUACCAAAUGAAUGGUGGCGACUCAACACAACUGUACAAUCCUUUAUUUGAAGCUGAUGUCAGGGGUUCGAUGCAAUACGUCGGAGGUUUCUUAAUCUACUACUUCAUAUGUCUUAUUAUAUUUGCAAUCAUGAUGAUACAUGGCCUUCGUAGGGGAGUAAGAGGCUGGCUCUUACCCUGGCUAGUAGCUUGGUUUAUCGUCUGUUUAUUCCAGCUAGUUUUUGGAUUAUGGCUAAUCGGUGGCUAUUACAUUUAUCUGCAGUUAGUAUAUUCAACAUUGAUCAACUGGAUUUGGAUGGGAUACAAUAUUUAUUGUUGGCUUGUUGUACUCUCAAUGUAUAAGGUGCUUGAAGAAUUACAGUCACCAAACAUUGAACUUCUUUGGCCUUAAACGCUUGGUUUUUUGCAUUAAAAUAGCCAACAAGAAUAACAAUAAGAAAUGUAUGUUAUCAUUUAAGAUAAAGUCAAUUGAAAUUGUUACUCAUACAAAGCACAAAUUCAACGAAAAAUGUUUUAAUGAGCUUUGACUCCAGUAGAGUAAAAACUAUUGUAUAGAAUUUUCAUUUAAUUUGAAAAAAAUCCAAUUAGUAUUGUUAUUUUCUAUAAAUAACAAUUUGGUUUAAUGACUAAGACUGAAAAUAACCUGCAUUGAAUCAGGAUCUAUCCGUCCAAUAUCAGCCUUGCAAUAUUAUUAUAUUAAAUGAAAAGUAAAUUGCAAAUACUAUAAUAUUUAAGCUUUGCACAUACUAAUGAGUAUUUUAGUUUAUACAUGUAUGCAGGUGAAGAUAUUUGUUAGUGUUUUAUUGCAAAAAUCAAAACAUAAGCUUUUUUAUAUAUUCUGUACAAAAAUAUAAUUAAACCUGUUGAAUGUUUAGUAUUUACAGAAAUAAUGUAAAAUAUUCAACAUUAUUCAAAUGCUUUGAAGUUGCUUUUAACCAGUAAUCUUUUAUUUGAAUAGAAUGAACUAUUAGAUAAAUUUUUGCACAAUUUUUAAU